Molecule: messenger RNA, 23547 nt
Organism: Porites lobata
Lineage: Eukaryota; Metazoa; Cnidaria; Anthozoa; Scleractinia; Poritidae
Source: the annotation of a GenBank genome assembly
AUGAUUCCAAUAAAAAGGGAACUUGCCGAAGAUAUCCAACAGGAGCAAAUGGAGGGAGUUAAAAGCUUUUUGUUUUCUCUGAAAGGGAACAUUCAGUACAUCAAUGAUGAAAAUGUAAUAAAACGCAAAUUUUCCCCUCAAGAUAAACUUGAGUUGGCCAUUGUUAAAUUUUUGCAAACAAAAGAUACAAACCUUGAUGAAAUAAUGUAUAAAGACCUUCCUUCUCACUGGGAACAACAUGGGGAUCUUAUUCUUUUACCAGAGAAAUGUUUUACCCAGGAUACAUGGGAGGAUUUUGGUGCUGAAUUGUGGCAAGUUGUAGCUGAAACACUAGGUGCUAAAAGAAUUGCCAAGAAAUCAACAAUAUGUAGAGAUGGAUUUCGCACGCCGCAAGUGAGUUUGCUUCUUGGACAUAGUGGCUGUGUGAUGCACAUUGACAAUGGCAUCAAAUACACUUUUGAUGUUACAAAGUGUAUGUUCUCUGCAGGAAAUAUAACAGAAAAGAUGAGGGUUGGAAACUUUGAUUGCAAAGGUCAAACUAUUGUUGAUCUUUAUGCAGGAAUAGGUUACUUUGUUUUGCCAUAUCUUGUUCAUGCUAAAGCAGCAAUGGUUUAUGCUUGUGAAUGGAAUGGAAAUGCCAUUGAAGCUUUGAGGACAAACUUGAAGAUAAACAAUGUGGAUGAACAGUGUGUCAUAUAUGAAGGAGAUAACCAAAAGGUAAAGAAAGAUGUGGGCUUUUUUAAAGUCACAUGUUUUAGUAGAUCUAGGUCAUGUUACAUCACAUCCUUUGAGACCCAGGGACAGUUGGUCGGGGCGAUACAAUGUUCGUGGUGAAAGUUUAUUGUAAGAUCGAGAUGAGCCCCUGGGCACUUACUAGCUUACCGAACCAGUUCCAGAAGAAAAAAAAAUUUCUGGCCAAUCAGAAGCAGGCAAUUCAAAUGCUUCUGGAACUGGUUCCGUAAGAGUAAGUGCCCAGGGGCUUGUCUCGAUCUUACAAUAAACUUUCACUGCGAACAUUGUAUCGUCCCGACUAACUGCCCCUGGGUCUCCGAGGAUGGUUACAUCACCACCUGAUAUAAUCAAUGUGACAACCAGAAGUUUAUAGGCUCUUGAAAGAAGAGUCAAAUUAAAGCCAAACCUCCCUUAAUGGCCCCCUCUCCACAACAGCUUCUUGACUCUUGUUUAAAUCUCUCUCUACAAUAUUGCCACCUCUAUAUAACGGCCACUUCCUUCUGUCCUCAAGGUGGCCAGUGUGAAGAGAGGAUCAACUUUAUUAAUGCAGUGAAGCGUUCCCAUUUACAAUUCUCUUUGUCUUUUUUCCUACAUAAUGGUUUUGACGAUCGACUACCUUGAACAUUUUUUCUUUUCCAUUUACAGUUUCCACUUCAGGGAGUUGCAGAUCAUGUCAAUCUUGGACUCAUUCCUACAAGUGAGGCUGGUUGGCCUGUGGCAUGUGCUGCAUUGCGAUCCGACAAAGGAGGCUGGCUCCAUGUACAUGGAAAUGUUACUUCAGGGCUAACAAACUUUGAACUCGACACCUUUUCAAGCAAAAAAGAAAAGGAGUCUAGGUUGAACAGCCAUCCAUCUUCCAUGGACAGCAUAGCUGUGAUUGAUGAUAGAACAACGUCUGCUUCAAACACUACAGCAAAUAAUGAAGAUAGGUGUUUGAAUGGUGCCGAUGCCAUAAAUGCACAAGAAUUGGAAGAUUCUUUGUCUUCACCAUCCAAAAUGUCAAGCUUUUGUCUUCAUUCACUGCAUGAUACAACAAGCCAUUUACCAUCUUGUAACAAAAAAAUCAAGCCUGAAUGGCUUGACUGGGCUGGCUAUGUGGCUCAAAGUCUUUUAGGACAUUUAAAGAAACUACAUGACCCUAAGAUCAACUGGAAUGUUCAGAUAUGUAAUAUUGAACACGUUAAGUCAUAUGCUCCACAUAUUGAUCAUAUUGUUUUAGAUGUUGAGUGUCGUCCGCUGCUUUAGUCUGUUAAACACAAAGUUACUACAAAAUAGCUCAGAAUACAUCUCUCUUUCUAACAUGAUGGAAAUGAAAAUAUGUUGUUUUCUUUUACACUUGCCUGUAGGUUCACAUUUUUGAAAGAAUUUUCAGGGUAAGGAUGCCCUUUCUUUCAUUAAUGGUCCACAGAGGUUGCAUAAAGAGUAGGACCUGUUUAUGCAAGUGUAAAUGUAAUGUUCUGCUUUGAAAUGUGUGUUACAGUUGAAAAUUAAAUUUAGGUUAAAAUUUUUAACCUCGGUUGUUUCUAGCCUCCCACGCAAACGUUCUUAGGGGUUCGUCACGCGUUCCUACCCCACGAGAGGAAUGAUUGCGUGAUGAACCCGUAAGAACGUCUGCGUGGGAGGCUAGGUUGAUUCUCAAUUUCCUUUGUCUUUGAGCCCUAAUUAUUCAUAAAUAUAUUAGGGCUCGGAGACCAAGGAAAUUGAGAAUCAACCUAGGUUAAAAAUUUUAACUUACAUUCAAUUUUGACCAGUAAUAUAUCCAAUACUCUUACCAAAAAGAGUUUAUUGGCUGCAGAAGAACAAGCUCGGUUGGUAAAGUUUUUAACUGCAGAAAGGGAAUGACAGGUUUGAUCUAUGGGGCCAGACCAAUGCUCAGGGUAUUAAAGUAUUAGGUCUGCUAUAAAUGAGUCUGUUUCAAGAAGUUAUUUCUCAAAAUAAAUAAUAAAAAUUCUUCAAAUAAAAACUACACAAGUCUAUCAACCAAGAAAUGAUUGUCCAACAAACCUUUGUCUGGCUCAGACCACGUGAUGCAUAACGCAUUGGCUGUGUCCAUUUGUGAGGCCUAGAGACUAUGCAAGGUCUUGUAGGUUUUCAUACAUUAUGCUAGCUUUUUUUCAAGCAUUUCAGUCAGGCAAAAGCAUUAGGCAUUAUUCGAACGUUUUAGUGGCAUUUUUGUGGAAAUUAUUUUUUCUUUCUCACAAAAAAUAAAAAUUGAAAAUGUUUUGAGAGAAAAAUGAUGAUUUAAACUCAAAAUUAAAAAAAUACUCAAAUUUCACCCUAUUGCAGCCAUACAAAGAAUCAUUUUUUAUUCGUAUUUUAAAAGACUUAUAAACUUAAAACAUUGUUGUCAUAGCACUUAAACAUUUUUGUCAGCCUUAAAACAAAACCCUCUCAAAAUGUUUAGAAUUAAUAAAAAAAAUUCCGUAUAUGAUGAGCAUUAUCCGGAUAAAUAAUUAUAUCUCUACUUAAGUUUUAGUUUGAUCAACUUAAUUAUUACCUGAUUGUUAUUUAUUUUAUCAUUACUAUACCACAAUUAUUUAUUACCUUAUUUGCACAUAUUUAUUUAUUCAUUCUUAUUCUUGUACUUUGCACUGGAAUUUGCUUUUUUGCUAUAUGUCCUUAUAGGAUUUUGCAAAUAAAUUAUGUAGAUGUAGAAUCAAUAUUGUAAUCCACAAUGCCAUCUACUCAUGGAAAUGCCAAUAAAUCUUGUUGUGAUCUCUCUGAGGGAGGAUCGAGCAUUUUUGUUAAAAAAUAAAGCAUUUGGUGGGACAUUUUGGAGGGGAAACAAGAGCUUAAUCCACAAAAGCCCAGUGGGGAAAAUUACACCCCCUCCCCACCCCCUUCACACCCCUAAAAGGGACAAGGCUCGGUUACAUUGCGUGCGGGACAUCAAAAAUCCUCAGCCGCGCGAGAGUAUUACUCAACAAAAAUGUCUGGUCUUGCACGUCCAGUGUAUAUUAUAGCGGCUAAAAGAACGGCAUUUGGUGCUUUUGGAGGGAAGUUGAAAGGCGUAACUGCUACUGUUCUCGGACAACAUGCGGCUGAAGCUGCAAUGGCCGCCGGCAAAGUUGAUCCGGCGAUAGUAGACUCCUCUGUAUUUGGCAACGUCAUCCAGGUUGGCCUUUUUAUGCACUUGUGCACUGAAAAACGUACUCUUUUUUGCUACUAGUUUUUUUUCUUCGGUUGAGACGUCUUUAGCAGGUGCAUCACGGCUAAAGUUUGUUCACAUGAUUUUUGUACCGCGAUUUUUACACGCGAUACGAUGACAGUGCAUUUGGACUUUGCACUCUGAACCAAAGAAAGAAACAGUCAUAAUUUAUUGUAGUUUUUGAUCAACGCUGCUCUGUAAACCUCAAUAAAUGGUAGCUAGUGGUUGAUUUUGAGUCAGAUUUCCGUAUAACCCCAUACAUUUAUUAUGCAUGCAGCAAUUUCAUACUUUAUCUCACAAAUAGUUUUACUAUGAAAUUGCUGCAUGCAUAACAAAAUAUGAAUAGAUCCGUCGAAACAUGCAUUUAUGCAUAAUAAGUGUAUGGGGUUAAACAGAAAUCUUACCAAUUUUUGAUGAAUUUCUAGUCCUGAUACAAAGACGCGUGAUUGCCAGAUGCCCAGGCGAUUCUGUGCAGAAAGAGUGGAGUUCAGUUCGGUCUGUAUAAUAAAUCACAAAUGAUUUAAUAUGCAGGAGAGUCUGUUUAAUUACUACUAUGAUUACAAACUGAAAUUGGAAAACAUAUAGUUUUGUUGCCAUUUAAUCGUAACUAAAACAAAAAUUUGGCAAAUUUUGAUGCAGUGUUGUAAAUUAUUGUAAACAUGUUUUUGUGUGAUUUUAGGCCCCCCCACAUACGUGAUUGGCAAGAACUGUUUAAUAAACAAUAAUAUUUGUUAAAUAAAUUUUCACAACAAAAGGAUGUAUAUUUUUGUUAGAUCCAUUUUGAAAUCACUGGUAAUCUCUGCAAUCUGACAAUCUGAUUGGCUCUCAGUAGUUUAAUUUGUUUGCAAAUCACACUAUUUUUGCUCUAAAUCACAUCCAUUCUAAAUCAUGUCAUUCUGUUCAUUUUCGCUAGUAUAUUGCAUCAUUCCUGUUACAAGUACAAAGUGAGAUGUAAAAGCCUUUUUGUUUCCACUUUUCAACAAACCAGCUACUUGGUCAAGUAAAAUAAUAUUAGUACUGAAUGAAUUCUUCGAUUUCAAAAUGACUGUAAUAAAGUGGUAAUUUAACUUUGUGUCGUGCAAUUUUGGUCUGAAAUCAUACUUGUGAUUUCAAAUUGAAUUUGUGCUGCGUACCCGUCCAAUGUUAAAAUCACGUGUAUGAUUUUAGACCAAAUUGCACCCCACUCAGUUCAAUUAAUCCAUCAUAACCAAUUUUUUAUACAUGAUCUUUUUAUAGAGUGCCUCUGAUGCAGCAUACCUUGCACGUCAUAUUGCUCUUAAAGCCAAUGUCCCAGUCACAACCCCAGCACUAACACUGAACAGAUUGUGUGGCUCAGGAUUUCAGGCCAUUAUCACAGCAGCACAGGAGAUUCAGCUAGGGGAGAGUGACAUUGUUUUAUGUGGGGGGUCAGAGAAUAUGAGUCAGGCACCUUAUGCUUUGAGGGAUGCACGAUUUGGAACAAAACUGGGACUUGAUUUAAAGGUGAGGCUUCCCUGCAGCCAUGAAGUUCUGGGGCUUCAUCCUAAGAAUUUGUAAAAAUGGAUAUGUGGUGAUCAGUGCUGGGUGGUUUUAUUCUGAAGACGCUGAUCAAGAAUAAGUUAUCCAUUCUACAACAGAAUAAAUUAAACAAUAAUUUGACAGUGAAUUAUCAUCCAGUGAACAGGGUUUUGAGGAUAUCAUAGGUCUACUGUCAAAUCCCUCAUGAAUGGCCAUCUGCACCCAAUUACGCAAAAUGCCAAUAAAACCAUUCCUAAGCACAUUAGCGCUCAAGUGACCCUUGCUAGUGCCUGCUAAAAAGAAGUGUUAAUUGGCUUAAUGCAGGUCAUUUUUAUAUAGGAAAAGUAUUUUAAUAAAUAUAAGCAUACUGUCAUGCUUGAUUCAAGAAGGGCAUGACUAGCUAAACAAGUGAAUCUUGUGUCACUUAACUGUUGUCAAACAAACUCACUAACAAAUUCAAAAACUCAGUUUGUCUAGCCUCUCAGUACUCAAUACAAUCAGUUUGUAAAUGUUUUUCUUUUUUCUGUAGUUGGAAGACACAUUGUGGCAAGGUUUAACAGAUUACUAUGCUAAACUACCUAUGGGCAUGACUGCAGAAAACCUUGCUGAGAAGUACAACAUCACACGGCAGGAAUGUGACGAGUUUGCUCUCCUGACACAAAAGAGAUGGGCUGAAGGUAAUAAAAUUAAAUCCAACUAUGUGGAACUAACAGGGCAAAGUCGUAUAGCUACAUUUAUUUUAUAAAGCAGUGGUCAUUAAGAGUGCCGAAACAACAAUUUAAAAAAAAACAUGACACAAGUCGUCUAGCACAUAGGGCGUUCUCUUGUGAUGUUUUCAAGAAAAACAGGGCCAUAAAUUUAACUCAUAUAAUUUAUGAGGAAUUUUUGACUGUAUAUUUUUUCACUUUUUUUCUAGCUAAUGAGGAUGGAAGAUUUGUAGAAGAGAUUGUUCCAGUGUCUGUGAAAGGCAGAAAAGGACCAGAGGAAUUUAAGGUUGAUGAACAUCCCAAACCAAACAGUACCAUGGAGAGUCUGGCCAAGUUACCACCAGUGUUUAAGAAAGAUGGAACAAUUACUGCUGCUAAUGCUUCUGUAAGAUGUUGUUUAUUGAAAAGCAAGAAAAAAGAUUUGAUUUAGAAUCAACAGUCAUGGAGAUGUCAUAAAAACUUUCCCCUGAAAUAAGCUAGGGAUAUUAUUUUGCUCGCCUUUCUAGAGGAACUUUUGAAAGAUUUGCUGCAAAACAGUGAAUAGUCUGCCAUCAAAUCAUUGAGCAUGACAGGUUUGAGGAGUAAGGCAAAGAUAGGUCAUCAAUCAGAAAGACCUCUCAACAAACAUAACUAUAAUAAACCUCAUGCAUCAGGCCAAACUAAUAAUUAUUAUUUUGUCACUGUUAAGGCUGGUUUUCACUUGCAACAGAGUCAGAGUCGGGGUAGUAAGCAGCAUUGUAAGAGUUGUUGCCUUGCGUUGUGAUUAUUAGUGUAGUUCUUUCUCUUUUGCUCUCGACUCUGACAGCCUAGUUUUCAUGAGCUAGUAAGUCACAAGUGGAAUCAGGCCAGUUCCAUCAUGGUUGCUUGAAGUCAGUCUGGUCUUCAUGCACCUAUCAAUCAUUAGUUUUUUUCUGACAGGGAAUAUGUGAUGGAGCAGCAGCAUUGAUUGUUGUUAGUGAGAAAGCCCUUAAAGAACACAACUUCACUCCACUUGCAAGAAUUGCUUCAUACUCUGUUGCCGGUGUGGAACCAUCAAUCAUGGGAAUUGGUCCUGUUCCUGCGGUAAAGGCAGCUCUCAAUAAAGCUGGCAAGAGCCUGCAAGAUAUGCAGCUUAUUGAGGUAAUAUUACCGAGUCAUAUUGUAUUAAGUAAUUUUUAGGUGGACGUGACUGUGUCCAAUGUUUUUCGCAAAUAACAAUGAUAAUAAAAUUGCUAUUAUUGAUUAUUAUUAAAUAUCAUCAUUAGAACAGAUUAAUUCUCAGAUUUUUGGUUCCAAUUUAUUCUAAUAAGGGUGAAACUACAAAAAACAAAGACAAAAACAAUAACUGUCAUAAAGGCCAAAAAUGUUUAGCGGCUCAUUCUGCUCUCAAUGCUCAAUGAGGAAACGACCCCUAGUCUUAAAACAUUAUCUUUCCUCUUGUUUGUGCAGGUAAAUGAAGCAUUUGCUCCACAAUUCAUUGCUGUUCAAAAGGAGCUUGAGCUGGAUGUAGACAAGACAAAUGUUAAUGGUGGAGCCAUUGCUCUUGGUCAUCCUGUUGGAACCUCAGGAGCAAGAAUUACUGGGCACUUGGUACAUGAACUGCGACGGAGGGGAGCUAAAUAUGCUGUAGGCUCAGCCUGUAUAGGAGGGGGCCAGGGAAUAGCUAUUGUUCUUGAAAAUGUACAGUAAUAAAAAUUUGGUUAAAGAUUUUUAUUUUCUUUGAGGUUAGCAGUCACAACAAAAUCACUGUAACCUUGGCAAGUUAAGCUCAACAGAAAAAUGGACAAGUUUCUUAUUUAUACUGUACGUUUUAUUUUUAAGAAAAAAAAUAGGUUUUUCAUAAACUGUACAACUAAGUGAAACAGCAGUUUUUUCUUGUUUUGUGUAGAUCUAUUCACAGUGAAAAAAAGGAAAAUGACAACUAAAUACAAUGUUGCAAGCUGCACAUGUUCUGGUAUUUUUUCUUUCAACUCUGAUAGCUCUUUACAUAUCUUAAACUCUUAGAGUAACUGGAGAAAUAAAAUUGUGAUGAGGCUCACAGUACUUUAAACAAGUUGUAAAUGGUGUCCUUGAUCAAAUAAAAUACCCGACUGAAACAGAAUUAACAGUUCAUUAGAAAAAGGAGAUCUGUGAGGCAAGUCAUCCUUUGACACAAGGUUUUCACAGGCAGAAUGAUUCAUAGGGUCUGGCAGGAGGAUGGUACAUACAGAAAGAAUUUUUCAAGACUUUUGUUUCUUCAUAUGCCACCAUCAUUGAGUCAUUAAUAAUAAUGUGACAGUAGAGUGAAACACAUAAAAAGUGUUGUUAGCAAAAACAGUUUGUAGUUCAUGAAAAAAUUACCCUUAAACACUGUACAAUGGCAUCUAAAUUUAUGAUGGUAGAAACUCUUUCCACUUGAAAUCUUUGCAAAUACCGUAAAAUUCCGAAAAUAAGCCCCGGGGCUUAUAUUUUUCAAAGGCCCUUUUUGAGGGGCUUAUCUACGGAGGGAAAUUUGUGUUUCGAAAUCGAUCGGACUAGCCUUAUAGUUGGAAGUAAAUUUACCAUUUUUGCUUUGUUUUACUCUGUAUUUGAGGGCAAUUUUCCAGGUACAAGCCCCCGGGGGGCUUAUAUUAGGAGGGGCGAUUUAACGGAGGGUUUUUUGUGUUACAAGUUUGGGGGGCUUUUUUUUGGAGGGGUUUAUUUUCAGAGUUUUACGGUAUCAUCUAUAUACAUGAUAUGCAUUUCAAAUAGCAGCAUGAUAAGACUCUAAAAUACUUUAAAUCUAUUUAGGGCAGUCCCUCUUAUAUUUUCUCUUCUUUCUUCUGUUGGUAUGGCUGCCUGAUUGCUUCCAAGGGUAAUGUUGUUAUUUGGUAUGUCAUCUUUUCAUCUCUCCACACUAUCUUGCGCCUGAAACCAAGAAGGGAUAAACAUCCAGAAUGAAGUAGUUGCAAGUAGCCUGUGCGGAGCAGAUGCUUUUCUCUGCUUUUUCACCCACCAAGCCGAAAAAAGCAUUUGCUCCCUGCAGGUCAAGUUGCAAGAGACCUUUCGCAAAACAACAUGAAAACCUCCCAUCAGGGUCUGAAAAGUAUUCUGUUGAACUCACUUACCAAACACGCUCUCCUCUAAAAUUAAUAUUCUAUGUAAUUUAACUGGUAAUUACAGGAAAUAAUAAUAUAUGUAAAAAUGGGGCUGGUAAAAAAAUCCAUUAAUGGUAAUUACAUCAGAAAGUUAGUGGUCUUGGUAUUGACAAAGAUUUUGCCACUUGGUCAGGGGUCAAUUUGAUGAAACCAUUACAAGGGUAAUUAACAGUAUAGCUACUGUUUUUAGACACUAAAACAACACACACAUUUGUAAGUAGCACUCGUAAAAGUUUUAUUAAAUUAGCCCUAGGAUAUACAUGUAUUUUUCACAUCGUUUACUGAAAGCAAAACAUUGAGCAGAUAUCUAAGCUUAGUUUGUUCACGGUUAACCCAAGAACAGAACUAACUGGACUUUGAACCACUUGGCAGAGUGCAAAGAAAAUCAUUUUUACAGCUUGCCCUUCGGGCAAGCUGAAGCUAGCAUUUACUAGCCCAGACGUCAUUUCAACUAGCCCCAAAAACGUUUUGUUCUUCUGUUAUUCAGAUUCCUCAUAAAACAUCACUUGCCCGUCGGGCAAGUUAAAAACAGAAUUCACUAGCCCGAUAGCAAAAUCCACUAGCCCCGGGCUAUCGGACAGUACUUUCUUUGCACGCUGCUUGGUCCAGGGCAUUUCCAUGUAAUUCGUACCCUAAAGGUAAGAAUGAUGUGGAUCACAUUGCUGAUGAUUGGCUACAUACAAAGUGGAAACAAGAACACUGUUGAAUGUAGCAAAAGAGGGAAAUUUUUUUCAUACACCAGAUAUGGGUUCGAUAACCUCCACAGUGUACCUCUCCUGGGCAUCUCCAAUGAAAGCAGAGGCACCCUCAUCAAAACAUUAGCAUGAAACCCUAGACUUUCUCAAAGUCCUUCGUUUCUCAUUUCCAGUUCCAGGAGUAGUUGGCUCCAGCGCAAAGCUCCCGCUUUCGCUCACUUUUGCUGCAGGAAACAUAAAAAAUCUACUGCUCGCGCUUCGUGCUCAUGAAGAAUUUGAGCUUGACUUGACUUGUGGGAAAGUCUACGUGAAACCCCCUAAGGAAGACCAAUCUGGGUGUGUCUCAGGCUUUUAUUACUUGGCCCCUAUGUAAAGGGGACCAUAAGACAAAAUAAGAACUAAAUUGAUUUUAAUAGUACUGGGUGAAAAGAUGUUGACAUCAAUGUUGUCUUGGUUUUGUUUUUCAUAAAUAGGAAUGUACAAUAAAUGGAUCAUUAUACAUUUCUGGGAAACUGCCCACUUACUCCUCCCCUAAGCCAACAUUAACACUUACUUCUCACUUAAAGAAAAAUGUUGGCUUAGGAGAGGGGUACGUGGGCAGUUUCUCAAUGACACCUGUAUGUGUAACAAUAUUGGUUUUCCAUUCUAACCACCUUAAGCAAGACCAAAACUUUCAAUUUUAUACCCCCCCCCCCCCCCCGACCCCCAAAAAAAAGAGAACAGGUGACAGUUGUGCGAUAAUUACCUGAAGAGCGCCAGCUUCUCUUCUAAGCUCUUGUACUACAGAUGCUAAAGCUUCAGGAUUCACACCUGCUUCACACAGCUUAACACAAACAGCUAAAGAUUCAGUGUCAAGGCCAGUAUUUAGCAGCUUGGAAAUCUCUACCAGUGCUAAAAGAUAAAGUUAAGCCAAACAUAUUGUAACUCUGUACUAGUCAGUGUCCUGCACUUAUCAUUGGCCAUCCCCUCAAGGGGACCCUGCCCAAGGGAGGGUACUUUGCAAAGGACUAUGUGAAAGUGCUUACAGUAUUAGAUUUUUUCCACCUUGAUGGAGGUAAAGAGCAAUCAAAGUUAAGAAAUUCCCCUCCUAGAGGGCUAUCAUAUUGAACAACAUGAAACCAUAGUAAACUUGAGAUGCCAUUAUAAUGACCCAGCUCACCUGAUAAGAAAAUAGUACUUUACAUGAAUUUACACAAUGAUACAUGAACUGCUGAGUCUGCCAUAGAUUAUUUUCACCACGAGGAGAGAGGUAAGCCCACAAUCUUCUGGAAAAGUGAACAACUUGAAAUCUAUGGAAUUCUAUGUACAAUGCCCGAGGUUUUCUCUUGCGAAACCUUGCUCAUUUUCCCCAAUUCAGGGAUAAGUAACUCUUUAAGUCCCCCUUUAAGUCCCCAUACAAAGUUGUAUUUGUUCGAGGUCCCCCCAUCAGUGGAUGGCCGAUGAUAGGUUCAUAGCACUGUAUAAAAGUUAAAGCAACCCAUAGGGUCGCCCAAUGGGAAAGUGUAAGAGUGCCCAAAUUGUGCCCUAAAAGCAUAUAAGCCAACUCUCCUGGAUAUAACACCAAUCUCCCGGUCUCACACAUGGGUCACCAAAUCUCCCGGAUAAAAUCGAGUUAUGAACUUUUCUGCGCUUUAAUUGGGAAUUUGUCCCAUUUUCUCCGAAAAUUCAAUUUUCUAUUAUUCAUAGUUUGGUUUCUGGGGCAUUUUUGCUCACACUUCAUCACUGACAAAGAUUAUUUUGAAAAUGAAGAAAUGAUCGUUGCAGUGAACGCAAUUUAUGCAAUUGCGUAAAGAAGCCUGAAAAAAAUUCAGGACUUCAACGGGGUUUGAACCCGUGACCUCGUGAUACUGGUGCAAUGCUCUACCAACUGAGCUAUGAAGCCACUGAUGUUGGGAGCAGGUCAAUUGUGGGUUCAUAUGUUCCCGUGAAAGAAAUGAAUGUUAAUGAUAUAUGAAAUAAAUCAUAUAUGAACUGCGGAAAUGAAAUGAAAAUGAAGAAAUGAUCGUCACAGUGAAUACAAUUUAAGCAAUUGCGUAAAGAAACCUGAAAAAAAUUCAGGACUUUUAUUUUUCAGGCUUCUUUACGCCACUGCAUAAAUUGUGACGCUCAUUUCUUCCUUUUUAUUUCAUUUCCACAAUACAUGUAUCAUUUAUUUCAUAUAUCAUUAACAAAGAUUAUUUUGCCAUUACAAUCAUACAAGUGAAUUUUGAUGGUCUGUACCUCAUGUAAGACUUUAUAUAAUGUCCUAAGCCAUUCCCACGUGAUAAAUUAGGGUCUGGAUCACAUCGGGUGGUCAGGGUUGGGGAUGGGGGGGGUUUGGUCGUGUUGAUAUUCGGGGGCGGGGGGGGGUAAUGCAAAAGAGUGAGCCCAGAUUUUAGAUUUCUAGAGGUUGGCAUCUCUGCAAAAGUAAGCUUGCAUGUAAUAAAAUCAGCUGUAAAAUGCGACAGAACCUUCUACCUUUUCUUGGUCCCCUACCAAAGUAAUUCUCAUGACAUAUGCAUCAUCAGCAAAAGAGAAAACUCGAAAACUAUAAAGGAUGUAAGGUUUUAAUAUACGUGUAAAAGAAUAACUUAAGCCAAAGUUUUUUUCGAAUAUUAUACAUCUGAAAGAUGUUUAGACCAUAUCAUACACUAAAACGUUUACCAACUAAACAAUCGAAUCCCUCAAACGCAAUGUACAUACCCUCUAUUGCUUCCCGCGCUGAAGUCACUCUUGGUCUGUUGUCCGCCAUCUUGAAAUGUUGAAAGCAGUUUAUUAGGGCAGCGGAGUUACCUUUCAAUAAUCUAGGGAGAAAAUGAUAAGCGGUCAAUGAUUUUUUCCCUUGAGUAAACUCGGAUCACCAAUAUUCAUCAAAAUAACUUGAUAUUACUCCAUAUCACGAAAAAAAAUUAUGAGCUAAAAAACGUUCUGCUAUCCUUGCUGGUUUUGCAAGAAAAAUUCCCUUCGGUUUCAAUACACUGUUCAUUGAAAAAGAACAUUGACCACUUUUCAGAUUCUCUCUACUUGCAAUGUUCUUUUCAUGCGCCAGAUUCAAACUUUAUUUUUGAGUAGGUUUCAUCCAUGGUCAUCCAUUGUAAUGUCAAAUUUAGUUUAGAAUUUUUGUGUUUAUGCUUGGAAAUAUUUCGUUUUCAGUGAACUCAAAAUAGUAGACAGUAUGUCUACAUUAUCUUCUUUAGAAGUUACUCGAAAUCCGUUCGACAGUAACCAAGAAGAACGACUGAACUGUCCAGGUUUCAGUCCUUCCAUGUUCCGAAAGCAAGAAACCCCCGCAAGUCAAAAGGUGAGUAUAAAUUUAGAAUUCCGCGGGAUAAAUCACUAAGAUUGACUCAUCGCGUUCUUUCACCUUACAUCGAUUUUUUUAUUUUAUCUUCACAGAAAUCAAGAUCUUUUAGAUGGUCAAUAGAUCAGAUUUCCCGUUUGGUAAGUUCGCCCACUGAUACACUCAAAUUUACCGUCCACUAUCCAAUCCUUUGCAGAUCCGAUCCGCGGUUUGUGUUUACCAGUAAGCUUAUUGUUAUCAUUUAGUUUUAAUUCCUCUGGUCCUUUUAGACUUUCAAACCAAUUUUAAGCCUAUAUCUCACGGACGGUCAUUUUUCUAGAAGAUCGUACAAAAAGCGCGCGGGCUGAGAAACCAGUGGAACCCGGCGCGAUUUGUUUGCGAGCUGGCGCAGGAUCGAUAUUGAAGGCGGCCCUUUCGCUGUAGCUCGCUGAGUGUGCAUGGCUAUCAGUUUCCCGGCCCUCUUCGUCGAGCGAGCAGAUGCGUGUUUUGCGGGUUCUAUUGUGGGGAUGGAGCAAUUCUCUCUGAUUCUCUCCACUCUCCAUCUAGCGCCACUCGAUCUCCACCGUAUUGUCUACAUGUAACUCUAUCUGAUCCCCUGUGAAAGUUGGAACUCGCUGGUUUCGUCCAAGGGCUUUCAGCGUAUUUGUUUACGGCCUAUUUAUUUCAAUACUCGUUUUUCAGAAUCCAGCUGAUAUUGAUGAAUUUCCAUGUCAAGAGUAUAGCAGUACAUUUGAAAGGUUGGUUCUUAUAAAUUAGUUUUCUCAAGGGCCAAUUAAAGCUCGGGAUUAUUAAAAGAAAGAAAGGCCGGCCUGAUUUUUUUUGAACUCUCAUUUUAGCUCUUCCAUAGAUCAGCGUAAAAAUCAAACAAAGGUUCUUUCAAGGCUUGUGAGUUUAUCUGUCAAUUCAUGUUAAUUAACUGUUAUGUUAUGUAUUGAGAGGGCUGUCAAAGGUUGGAACACACCAAACGAAACAAGUUGCAGCAACACGUCGGGUGACAGAUCACUCUGUGUGUGUACAGGUCAGGUAACUACUUGCAGCAUCACGUUGCGGCGAUCACAGCAACAAAUCAUUUUGUGUGUACUGGAGAAUUUUUGUGAAAAUCUUUGUCUGUGCCACAAAAUUUUGUUGCCACAACAAGUCGCAGAAAAUCAAAUCAAUCUGAAUUUGUGCAACUUGUUGUGGCGACAAAAUUCUUUUGCAGAGAAAAAGUUUUCACAAAAAUUCUCCAGUGUACACGAGGCGACUUGUUGCUACGAUGCAUUGCCACGACAUGUUGCUGCAACUUGUCGCCUAGUGUGUACCUUUAAGCUUUUAAGUGGAUCAGGUCCUCAGGGAAGGUAGCUGGUCAUAUCCAACAAAUCCUCCUAUAUUUGUCAUGUUUGACUAAUUUUCAGACUGACAGAAGCUGGCUGGUGUUGCAGUAGCAAGCUAAAAAGGCCAGCUGUCAGCUACCAAUGGCUGCUCUGGGGGUGCCACUGGCACUUUGGAACCCUUGGCCUAUACCAGGCCAUGUUUAAUGCUUACUGCAAAAUGAUCCCUUUUUCUUUACCAAAUUCCAUUUGAUUUUCAUUACCUAUCCUAGACUCUACAACUUGAAAACCCUACCCUAGAGAGUAGCACACACCUUUAAAGUCUGCAUAUGGCUGUGCUGCCCCCUCCCUCCCAGGCCUAGCAUUUAUAUCUUGGAAAUGAACCUUAGCAUUAAGAUACAAUAGUAGGGCUGUCAUUAAGAGCAGGGGGCUGGGGAUUUUCCGGCCACUAUGAGUGUGGCCCCCGGCUACUUUCAUUGGAAAAUAGAAGAAAGAAAUAGAACCAAAAGAAAUCCCUAGCUGUUUGAUUCCCCGCCUACUGGUACUUGUUGUAUUUACCCAGCAACUUGAAAUCUUAGUGACCACCCUGCAACAGUAUAUUGGGACACUUGCCUUGGGAGGGGGUGUCCAUUAAUUUUGGUUCCCAAGUGGUCACAAUGGAUCAGUUUAAAGCAGCUAUCGGAAUAUUUUGAUGAGUGAUAAUUUAUAUUAUUUCCUGAUUUUGAAUGAAUCUCAUUUAGGGAAGAGGAUGAAAUUGAAGCACAAAGAGCUGUAGAUGAGGUAGGUGAAAAAAAAGGUUUAAACCUUGUAACAUUCACACAGUGCAGUGGAGUCCACAUCUUUUAAACCUCCUGGAGAAAAGGGAACUAGUCUGAAUAAUCUGGAAGUUCAACAAAUUUGGAGUACAAAGACAUACACUGUUUGACUCACUGAUUAAGAGAGGGCAUUUUUGGUUAAAAUUAUCAGGACCUUCGAGAAGCCAAGUGGCAAGGGUUUUAGAAAUCAAGAGUCCACUGUAGUUCCACCAGCAUGAAAUAACUUCAUGCUUCCUGAUCUACCCUGGGAAUCAUCCAUCUCUUCAACAUAGGAAAGGUCUUCAGUAUUUUGUUCACCAGUCUGAGGUGAUCAUCCUUUGACACCCAGCAGCAGGUUUAAGAGUGGGUGAAAAUUUUUUGCCCCCAUUUUUCCCCUGAAUCCUUGCUUCCCUUCUGUCCCAAUGAUGAUUCCCAGUUUGACCACCAGUCUGUUGAACUUAAGAACCAAGCCUCCAAGUUAAAGUUUUUGCUUGUUUGCCAUUUGGUGACCAAUUCUUUUGGUUUAGGGAGACUUUUUUACAAAUCAAGUUGCCGGCUUCAAAAUUUUAGGCACCAUUGUGACUAAAAUAGUCAGUACUUGGAGGGUUGAGAACACACAUUAGAAGCCUGACUAACCACUGGCAAGUCGAACCAGUGUCAAGAUUACUGGGGUAGCCGGCAUAGCAGGCACAUGAAGUAAAAAGGGUGUAAGAAAGAAGGGGCCACAUGAGGAAGACCUGCAAGCUUGCUUCUCCCUUGCAUGCCCUGUUCUUUGUUGCACCCAUAUAACUUUCAAGCACCUGCAAUGCAAGCUAUGUCAUAAUUUAAAUUUCUUGCCAACUUGUCUUUUUCAUGUUUUAUGUUUCAGUAUUUUUCUCAAAGCUCCAUUGUCCCAUCUCCAUGGACACCAAACCAUGCUGCAAAACAUGUUAAAUUUUCCCCACUGCCGCCAUCUACUGCCUGUAAGUAUGAUCCAAUGAACAGCCUGACAUGAGACAUCCAUGCAUAACUAGAACCAAGUUGUUGUUGUUUGUGACUCUAGACAAACAAUGUUUUUGCUCGCCAUUUUAUUUUGACUCUUGUUGCUUCAAUGUUGUCUUUUUUUAUUACAAUAUACCGGUUAUAAGAAAUAUAACAAAGGCAAGUUGCAGUAUUUCUCAGUAGAUUGAAUACUUGUAGGUCCAGCACCCUGGCUCCAAGGGUUUGUUCUCAAAAUGCCCAGAGGAUGAAAUAACUUGUGUGCAUGGUUUGAUAAAGCUUCGCACCUUGCUGUUGGGGCUUCAUUGUGAACUAUCAGGAAUUAGGAACGAAAAAAUCCCCUAACACUUAGGGUAUAGGUCCAGCAACUCUACUGAACGUUAAAAAAUUUCUUAUCGCCUUGUUAUUCACAAGGUAUUUUUUCACUUUGUUUAAUAAUAUAAUAUUAAUUACAGUAGAAGACUAAAUUGAUUUAUCUUUCACUUUACUCUUGAUAGAUAUUGAAGCCAUAAGUUCUGCUGAGUCUUCCUAUUCAUCUCCUAACUCAUCAAGUUGCAAAGUUAAAGUAGAUGGUAAGACAACUGAUUUUCUCAAAUAUGCUUUUUGAGGCAAAAUUGCAGCCAACAGGAGAAGGCAAAAACUUAAUUGUCAUGCCCCAUCCAAAUCCUGAAACUUGAAAGAAAUCUUGGCCAUUCACUUUUUUGAACUGUUUCCUUUCUGUUGCUAAGAUUAAUUCGGUGAUCAUGACGUAAUGGUCAUAAGAAAUGUCAGUGAUAAUUUGCUUCAAAACAAAUUUUAAGUGUCAUGUACAUCCACAAAAAGAAAUGAAAAGGAAGAGUUGCCAAGAACACUAUCAUAAUGGCAGACUGAAUUGCAUGAUGUAGCAAACAUUGACUACAUAGUUCAUAUGUAAACCUCUUCUUUGUAUUUUUACUUUCAAGCAAGCAGCCAGACAAAGCUAUCUCUACCACCAGACUUUGAUCUGCAAAGUCAUAUUGGUAAGUAUGCUACGAUCUUGACAAAUUUACAAGUUAAAACUAAGAAAAGAAAGCAUCCUUCACUUGCUAUAGAUGCUGCUUAAAGCAAGAUAUUUAAGACAUUCUGUUUGGUACAAUUCUGUAUCAUAACAGAAUUUAUUACUAACUGAGUCACUGAGAUAUCUAAAAUAACAAAUCUGACAAUUAUCAUAAAGGAGACUGACCAUCUUUGCUUAAGAUUUUCCAUACAUGAAAGUGUUGUAGGUCAAAAUUGAAGUUGGGUCAAAAUUUUUAAAUCUAGGUUGAUUCUCAAUUAUUCCUUUGUCUCCCAACCCUAAUUAUUCACGAAUUAGGGUAAGGACACCAUGAAAUUUAAUUUUGAUCUAAAAAAUGUGUAUGGGUAUUUUUUUAUCAACUAGGGAUUCAUCAAUUUCAGAUUGUCAGGAACUGAAAUGUUUUAAAAUAAUAUUAUCUUUCAUGUAUUACAGAUCCUGCUUAUUAUAACCAAGAUGGCCUUAAUGGUAGUAAAGACAUGUCAAUGUCUUCACUAAGAAGAAAGUUGUUUUCUCAAGCAGGAACUGUAAAUCAAACAGAAAAAGCCCAGCUGGAACCAUCACCUAACAUCAAGUAACUAUGACACCUUACUACUGCAUACAAGUUUCUAUAUUGGCUUGUAGAGAGAACAAAAGGGUUUGUAGUGAUGCUAAUUUGCACAGGUGUUCUUUCUCCUGAAAACAACAUAUUUUUCUACUUUUCGCCUGGUCCUGUCCCGAGACCUUAGACUUAGAGGACCUUUCUCAUAAGUCAAUAUGGUGGGUGCUCCAAGAAGUGCAGACGUUUGCAAAGUUCUGACCCUACUUGGAAUUCCAAUUUCCUUUUAGCCCGUGUAGCAAGCAUUUCUGUUUUGUUUCGGAGCAAAACAAGACUGAGGAAUGGGAUUUUGGUUUUGGCCGCAUGAGAAUCAGAACGAGAACCAAAAAAAUGAAAGAGGGGGGAGGGGAAGGAAGGAAACCCUAUCUUAACUUUCUUCCCCAACCCCUCCCCGCUCUUUUACUCAUGCCAUUUUUCUCAUUCCUUCUCCUUCGCUCCGAAACCGUACAGAAACACUUGGAGCGAUGGGUAUGCUUAGAAUUGACUGGGCCAUUGGCUAACUUGGUUUAAGGGUGGGGGAAGAUGUAAGGGGGAUCUGAAAACAGCAAAAUGAAGAAGGAAAAGGAAGAAACGGCACAAAAAACGUCAAAAACUGAAUGCAGCAACCAAAAUUACCAAAAUUUUCUAAAAUCUGCAAACUGCUUAAUCUUGUAAAACCACAAUUUUAUAAGGGUCACUUGAAGGAAAUUAGCCUGCAUAGCCCAUGUUUAUUUGUUCUCUUUUGCCAUGUCUUAUGGUAAAUUUUUUGGCAGUACUAACCUGCAGUCAGGAGGUCAGUUUUUCUUCUGAAGGAGAAGGGGGCAAGUGUUUCCUUUCCUCCCCUUCCCAUUCAUUUACGGUUUUCUGAAGAAAAAAUGAAAAAUGACUAAAAAUACUUAGCGAGGGGUAUAAGCACUCUGAGUCAUAUUUGUAACGAACUAUUUUGAGUUAUGUAAAACUCCUCUGUUUUUCAGAUCCAUCCUCAAAAGUCCCAAAAGUCCUAUUUUGGUGAGUUUAAAACCUGAUAUAAUACAGAAAAGAGUACUCUAGUUAAUUUAAUCACUUAUUUAUUUAAAUAUCAGAUGAUGAUUUCCUUCGAUUAAAACUGGAAAUCAACUUUCUGACUUUCAACUUCCGGUUUGAACUUUACCUUAGAUAACGUCAAGCCCGGUGUCUGAACAGUCCACACCAAAGCACACCAAACACAGACACUCGACUACCAGUACUAUGUCAAGUCCGAAUAUCUCACCUAUCAAGCCAGUAAUGUCUGUCCCGGAGACACCCACCUCCGUUAGACGUCCUCGUUUAUCCAGGCACAGUUUUAGUCCCAUGGAGUGCUCAGUGAAUAUACUUGAAUCUUCUGGGAUUGAAGUUAUUGGGGACGCACUCCCGGAUCUGUCUCCAAUAAAAGGGCCUGAAGAAACAAGCAUUGGUCGAGUUCAGAAAAUGGACAUCGACAACGGUAAAUUUCGUAAUUUAAAGAAAAUUUUGGGUCCAAAUGUUAGCAUGCAUGCAUCGUUUGGGAGCACGUGGAGCAUCGCAUGCGCGGGAAUCAAUUUUUGCGUUGUGUAAUGAGCAUAUAGUGUCUGGGUGAAUAAGGGAGUCUGGGAAAGACAACAAUGUCACGCUUCAAUUCCACAUAGAGUGAGUGCUCUUUUGAAAUGGCGUCCUUGGUAUUAUUGUCUUUGCAAACUUUCCAAAUCGUUCUCAAGAGAAAUAGUUUUCUUCUCAGUGACUUUUAACAACAUCGUAGAAACCUGGGAAUAUUUCAAGGAAAUAUUUUUAUAAGUAGUUGCACGAGGCCCAUGGUUAAAUACAUCGCGCAUUUAAAAUGUCGGAAAGUCUGGAAGUCGAGUCGCCACAUUCCACAGGUUCGAAAUUUUGAUUCUGUGAUUUACACCUUCGAGUUUGAUUUGACAAAAGUUAGUGCACACGUGAACUUCAGAUUUUCAAAUGUUGUUACCAACGGUCCAUUGACAAUACUGCAACAUACAUUGACCUGCUGAACUCCAGCAGGAGAUCAUUGGUAAUCAUUGGUAAUGAGGAUGAGAAAAGUGAAUAUAGAAAUUGGGAGGCAAUCUCUCUUUAUAAGAAGACCAAUCCUUUGGGAUGGCCUCAAUCACGAAACAAAGAUUCAAGAUGAUGUAGCUAGAUUUAAGGUAGCCUUAAAGAAAUGCAAUCUGGAACAAAUUAGUUUUAUGAAGGGAACUUUAAAUUUAAAUACAAAUUUAGAUGAUUUCUUUUAUUAUUAAUUUUUAAUUUUUAACCUAUGAUGCUGUGAGGAUAAUGAUAAUUUUAGUAUUACUUAUAUAGUUGUAAUCAUCUGUUGUAUUGUAACUUUUAUUUUUGUUCAGUUGUAGAAAUUGUUUUAAUUGUAACCCAUUUAGUAUUGUAAAUUAUGUUUCUGAUGUAUUUGUGUUAAGGUCCACAUCAGCCUUUGGCUGCCAACUAUUGACCUUUCAAUAAAGUAUGUAUGUAUACUGUCGACUCCUGAUAACUUGAAUCUUCUAAAAAUCGGAAGAAAUCAGGAGUUCGAAGCAAAUAGUCGGAAAUAAGCAAAUGGAUGGGGAGGGAAUGACGUUAUCAUGCACACUUCACUUCAAGGGCAGCAAGUAUAUAAAGAUAUUUUGAAAAAGGAAUUUAGCAAACAAUCUUGAUUAUGUACAGGUAUGGACACUCAAUUUGAGCUAGAGUGACAAAAAAGUAAAGACAAAUAAGACACGGUUGUUUUGAAAUACAAAAUAUUCAAUGUUUUGGACUUCAGUAUACUGUUUUUUUUCCGAACUUGUCAAUGCACUUAAAACAUUGUUCAGGUUAUCGAGGUUAGAGUUAUAUAGAAAUGUUCAGGAGGGAAACAAAAAGUACUUCAAGUUAGCGGGAUGUUCAAGUUUAUACCAAGGGUAAAAUUACAGUAAAUGCAUGAAGGAAAUACAGGGGAAAUCGUCUUUGGUUUGAGUUAGCGUGAGGUUUGAGUUAGCGAAGGUUCAAGUUAUCGGGAGUCAACUACGGCUAUGUGGUUGCUGGUCUCUGAGAGCUUAUGAUUGAUUAUAAUUCAUACUUUAUUUUCCUGGUACAGAUGACAAUGUUAAUAACUCCCUUGAUGAUGGCGGUCCACUGGAAGUAUCAUCCCUGUCUGUGAAGGAUGAUAACAGAGAUGAAAAAGGGGAACAAGAGGCUGAUUAUGAUGAUGACAAUGACAAGGGUGAUGAUGGUGAUGAUGAUGAUGAAAUGCCACCGAAGAUCACUAUGGAAGACUUAGCUGAUGAUUUAGACUCAACAAAUGAAAGCAGUGCUAAUCACAGUGCAGAUUCUCCUGGAAUGGAGUUUGCAGAGUUAACUCCAAGGGUAAAAUCAGAUUCUGAAAAAAUUGAAAAAGCUUCUGAUGACAAAAGGAAAGAAGAAAAAUUUGAUCAUCCUAGUUCUACAAAGAAAGUAGAUGUAAAGAUGGAAGAGAAUGACUCGCACAUCAGUGAUGAGCACAGUAAUAACACACACUAUAGAAAUGGAUAUUCAAGAUCAAAAAUAGAUACACUCAAUAGUUAUCAUGUACCAUCCACUUCCAGCCAAAGAAGCUGGCAAAUGAGAGACUACAGUACAACAGAAAGCCAUAAAUAUAGUCAUCUCAAUGAACUUGACGAGGAUGUGAUCAUGAUGCGUGCAAAAGCUGCACUAAGAAGAGCCAAUAGAUAUUCACCACCAAAAGGGAAAAAAGGCUACUCCUUUGAUCCACAAAGUUUGUCACUUUCAGAUUUGAGUUUAAAUGCACCAUCUGCAUGGGAACCAGUCCGCAUGUCAACGCCUUUGGUUCCACAAACUUCUGCAUCCACAGACUAUAGAAACCAUUCAAAUCAUCACAGUCACUAUGGUUACAAAUCACUUAGUGGCUCUCAUCGGCAUGACUUCGCUGAUGCUACAUAUUUUGAGGAAUCAGGACUUGGAAGGAGUGGUGGUGAAAUGGCAUCACGUCGUCAUCACUAUUUUAGAAGGAAAUUGUCCCCUACUAUGGAAGAUAUAACUUGGCAAAGAAAACCUCAUGGAAGUGCAGAAGGUACAGUGUUUAUUCCUGUUUCAUUUUGCAUUGGCUACAGUUUGUAUUUGUAGAUGAAUUCAUCAUUCUUUAAUCUUAAUGCAAAACAAAGAACUUGUCCAAUCUUUUUGUCUCUUUUUCGAACUAAAGAACGCCGACAUGAUGUUUUGCAUCUGUUAUUUCUCGAAAAAUUAGGGGAAAAUAACGAAAAAAAUACAGGGCAAUGUUUUUCUACUGCAUCAAAGGUCACAUACAAAAAUUCAGGCAAUUCUGGCUAGAAUAGAAAAAUCGACAUAAGGCAAUUAUGUAUUCUGCUCUUUUUUGAUGAAAGGUUUAGAAGCUUCUGUUUCAUAUAGCAUCUUUCUGUUCAGAUUAUUAAAGAAUGGGUCAUCAUAAUCCUCCUUUCUUGUACACUUUGAUGACCACCCUAGCCUACAUUGCAGAUGUAAUCUAACUCUAGUUAGUAUCACCUGUGAAGCAGCAGUGAUAUCCCUGUUUUGAGCCCCCAACGGACUCGAUGAAUUGCCAGAAGUGCGUUUUAAGUUUCCCUUCAACCUGAUUGGCAAAUAGACAAGUGCAUCGAUCAUGGCGAGUACUCAAAUCCUGGUACACAGGUGGGUGGCCCAGGAAAAGGAUUUUUUUCACAGACAGAUCUAACCAGAACUUUAGUUCCCUCUGUGACAAAGCAAUGACCACCAUUAAUACCUUUUUUUUGUUUUUACAGGGAAGUAUCCAUUUUCUCAUCCUUGGAGGAAGCCAAGUUCCCCAUUGUAUGACAGUGACUGGAAGUUCUCUCAAACUCAUCCCAUGAGUUAUGUAGAAUGGAAAGCUCUCUACUGGAGGCCUCCAAAGGAGCCUGUACUGUGGAGAAAUAACCACACUCAUCAUCACGCAGACCCAUACUCUUAUGAGCCAAACUUCAAAAGGUGUGUAAUUUUUAGACCCAAGUGACAAUCUUAUUGUUAACACCCAACAGCCAUUUGGGUGAGCAAAUAAAGGCCAGGGGUGCACGGAAAAUAGCCCCAAGUGACCUUUGAUUAGCUGAGAGAUUCGCUUAUCCAAAUUUUCUGAUAAGUAGGCAUAUUAAGUGGGUAAAUUUUAGAGAAAACGUAUGAGCUUUUCAUCAGGACGAACGAAACUGUGGACAUUGUAUACGGUUGUCCAUAGGGUGGGUUCCCAUAACUUUCAUAUUUUAAUUUAUAACUAUCAUCAUUUGUUUAAAAUUUUCUUACAGGGUGUCCUGGCCACCUAGACCUCUCUCAUCAAAGCUUGCCUAUGGUUCACGACCACUGUCUCCCCCUGUGGCUUUCCCACCGGCAAAGGUUCCCAGGGCGGUUUCAGGAGGGUAUGCAUCAAAGAUUGCCUUACCCUCAUAUCAAAACAGCAGUGAUAGUGGGUAUUCAGAUUGGCAACGGAGUGCUAGCCGAUGGGAAAACACAGGAAGAAGUCAGCACAGUUCUCUAGGAUAUGACUUCAGAUUCUAUUAGAAAUCAAGCUUCAUCAUCUUAGAAGGAUUCCUUCAUUCACCUUCACUGUGCUAAGAGAGAAAUGUUAUCUCUAACACUGGAAGAGGAUUCUUGAUAAAUCAUAGCCCUAGACCCGUGGGGCUACUCCCUACUUAAACGGGCAGGAUACUUGCCUUUUAUUAUAUAAACACCAAUGAAAUACCAGUUGAGC